Danio aesculapii is the source of this 670-nucleotide messenger RNA. RefSeq names its product prosaposin-like. NCBI's taxonomy places the organism in Eukaryota, Metazoa, Chordata, Actinopteri, Cypriniformes, Danionidae. The transcript is spliced from 6 exons. The record is from RefSeq and is a predicted model, not a curated record. Bases 90 to 548 code for a protein of 152 amino acids.
UCAUAACUGUCCUGCUUGAGAGUUUAUGCAAGGAGUUUCCUCCUCUGGUUCAGCCACAGUGCAAUAAGUUGGUUGGAAAAUACGUCCAGAUGUUGGUUGACAUGCUGCUAAACAACACCUCUCCUAACUUCAUAUGCACUCUGCUCCGUCUUUGUGAAAUAUCUGAGCGUCAGAUCAACAUUCCUGCACUUUCUAACUGCGAUUCCUGUCUUACACUGGCGGUUCUUACUCAAAUGCAUCUGGGCUCCAAUGCCACUGAGCGCCAGGCUGCUUCUUUCCUGGACACUGUCUGCCAGAUCAACCCCAGCGCCAUGCCAAAGUGUGAGACUUACAUUCAGCGUAAUGGAAAACAGCUCAGUCUGUUUCUGAGCAAACAGCAGGGGGCGCUGGACACUUGCAAGAGUGCAAAUUUGUGCCCUUCUGAUGAUAAGGAUUCUGUGAUUUCCGCUGACCCCUGUAGUCUCGGACCAAAAUACAGCUGCAGAGACCUCCAGACUGCUGUCAAGUGUGAGGCAGUUUCCUUCUGCCAGAAGAAUGUGUGGGCAUGAAUCUGUUUCAGCUGUGCUUACUAGAGAAACAGAGUCUUUCCAGCGUGUGUGUUCUAACAGCAUCUUUGCAUUAAUAAUGUAACCCUUCUGAAAGGCUGAUGGACUCAUUGGACCAACUCUAC